AUGUCAGAAAUUGGAGCUAAUCAUCAACAACAAAAGAUUGUUGAUCAUACGGGAGUGAAGGGUCGCUCUGGGAAGAGAGGAAGUGAUGGAUUGCACGGAGCAAUCGGAGAAGAGGGAAAGCAUGCAUUGAAUGCAACGUAUGGGUGUGAAGGUGAGAGUGGUGGGAGAGGUGGAAAUGGUUAUAGUGGUGGACAUGGAGGGCAUGGUGAGGAUGCAGAGAGUGGCAUGAAUGGAAAUCCAAUUAAGAUCAUUCUGGAGGGUGAUAUCAGUUCUAAUAAUAUGGUAGUGAGUGGAGAUUUGGAAUAUAAAGGAUGUGUUUGUGAAAUUUCAUGUGUUUCGAAUGGAGGCGAUGGUGGUAAUGGAGGAGAUGGAGGUAAUGGUGGAAAUGGUGGAAAUGGUGGAAAAGGAGGAAAUGGUGGUAUUGGCGGGAAGGGAAAGAAGGGAACAAAAGGGCACAAUGGUGAAGAAGGAAAAUCUGGUGCUGAUGGAGGAGAUGGAGGUUAUGGUGGAUGUGGUGGUUACGGAGGAAGAGGUGGAAAUGGAGGAAAUGGUGGAAUAAUUCACAUUGAUGCAAUCAAUCCAUACUUGUUAGAUUAUUGUUUUGCAACGAGUAGUGGAGGUAAAUAUGGUUUGGGAGGUUCUGCAGGAUCGGCAGGACAAGGUGGAUUGGGUGGAGAAUCUGGUGGAGAAGGAGGAGAACCUGGAGAAUCAACCAAAAAGAUUGUCAGUAUAAAUCCGAAAGAUAAUUCACCAAUUGAAGAAGAAAUCAAAUACGAAAAAGGAAUUCAAGGAAGAUCAGGAUUAAAUGGUAAAACUGGAAGUAUAGGAGGAAAUGGAACAAGUGGGUUUAAUGGUCACAAAGGAGUUGAUGGAAGUUCUGGAACAAUUUUAUAUCGAAUUCUCGAUCCACAAACCAGAUUAGUGAAAGAGCAAUCUCCAAUCAAGUACAAAAUUUACAUGUCUGAUUUCAAGAUUAUUCCAGUUGUGGAUGAUGGAAUUAUUGAACCAGGUGAAGAAAUUUUAAUCAAAUCAUUCAAAAUUAGAAAUAGUGGAGGAUUGACUGCACCACCAGGAGCCGUCUUCCAAGUGAAUAAUGGAGAGAAUUUCACAUCCAACGGAAUGGUUUAUUUACUUGGUCAAGCUUUGGCACCAGAUGAAGAAAUUACUGUAAAGGAUUUUGAAUUUAAGGGGAAAAUAGCUGAAAGAGCAAGAACACAAGUUAUGAAUUACGGUUCAUAUAGAGAUACUGCCUCUUUUACAACAUGUACCAAAUAUUUUGAUAGAGUACACCAUUCUGGAAAGGAAGGUUCCAUGUUUAUUCAAUUACCAAUUGAAAUUCAAUCCGUUUCGUCCACAAGAGUUUUGGAUAAGAAAGGAAGAGGAAACAUUUCAAUUAUUGUGAAAAAUGUGUCAGGUCUCGAUAAGGGAGGAGAUGGAUCAAAGAUUGGAUUGAGACUCAAUUAUGAUCCUAAAAUCCAAGUCAGUGAUUUUGGAAUUCCAUCAUGUGUCAUGGACAAGCAAAACAGUUCACUAUUUAUUGAUGUGACAAACAUUUCAUCACUUUCAACAUUUGAACAGAAAGUAGAAUUUUCAAUCUCUGAACAUGUGAGCUAUUUUGAAAGAGUUUCAGUUUCAGUUACUCUUGUUUACAAAGGAGAUGAUAUUGAGAAACACAAUAUGGACAUUCGUAUUGCUCCAAGUUAUGUUCCUAUUAAGGAAGGUGAGGAAAAUCCAUACGAUAUUUUAUUCUUUACAGAUUUACAUAUCAGUCAAACCGAAUAUAAUUGCUAUAUGACCAUAUUUGAUGGAUUAUCAUUGCGUGCCAAUGUUUGGGAUAUUGAGCUCAAUAAUGGAGUUUCGUAUUUGAAUGAUGAUGGAGUGAAUAGACAUAGAGAUAGUUGGAUUAUUGGAAAUCAAGGAAAAUCAAUCGUCUUUCCAAUGAAACAUCCAAAACAAAUUGAAUUGAUGAAUCCUAAAGAUAUUGUCCAAGUUUUGAAAAGCUCAGUUGAUGGAGGUUUGAUUCUAAUUGGUGAAUUGACCACUGACGAAUUCAUAUCACACAUGAAGACAGGAGCUACUGAAACUCCAAUUCCGGAUGAUGUCAUUUCAGAUAGUUUCGUCUUUUCCAAGCCAACUGAAGAAAUUUUCAAGCAAAAAUGUGAAGAAUUUGUGAAACAACUUUCCAAUGCCACCAUUGCUUCAAAUAUUUCAUUAGGAGAAUUGAAUUUCAAACCAAGAAAGAUAGGAACACUCAAAACCCUAAUGGGAGAUGCUAAAUAUUUAGUCGUUGGAUUAUCAGCAGCUGCCAAUUGUUAUGGAUGUCAUUUUCCAUCUAAGGAUUUCCUGAGCUUUUCAUCUGACAAUAGUGGAAAACUUGUGACAUCUCAAGGAAAAGGAUUAAUAUUCCUCUCCACCUUGUUAUCCCUUCCAGUUCCAAAGUUGUUCCAAAUUCUCUCCAAACCAACGGAUUACCUCAAAAAUCUUACAUUUUCAAAUGAAUAUUCUGGAAAGGACGAAACCUACUAUGAUGUAAUCAUUUGUGCAAUUUAUUGCCGUCUCUAUUCCUGCUUAAUAUUCAAUGUCAGAUUAGAAGAAACUCUCUUUUCAGUUUUGGAACAAUCCGAAUCUCUCAUCAACACUUCAACAGUAGAUUCCUCCCUCAAGGAUGCUAUAUUCGAAAGUCUAUUCGUUGCCUUCUGUCAUCUCCAUUUCCAAAUCAAAUGGAAAGUCUCAACCUUCAAAACCAUCCAACAAAAAGAACUCUACGAUCGCUUCAUGGACACUCUCUCACUAAUCCUCUACAAACAAAUUGGUGAACAAAAAUUGAAAAUUUUCAAAAAGAAAAUCAAUGAAAAGGUGAAAAACUUGCAAAAAGAUAAUUUUUUGUAUCCGUUUGAUGGAGUUUUGCAGAGAUUGAUGGUUGGUGGAAAUCAUUUGGCUGUAGAGAAGGAGAUGAGAGUGGUGGAGAGUAAGGUGCCGAGUGGAAUAUUUUCGUCAGCAACGUCAGAUUCACCUGCACAUUUCUUGGAUUAG
Naegleria gruberi is the source of this 3033-nucleotide messenger RNA. RefSeq lists its product as uncharacterized. Lineage: Eukaryota; Heterolobosea; Eutetramitea; Acrasida; Naegleriidae. The coding region runs from base 1 to 3033 and encodes 1010 amino acids. The transcript is spliced from 12 exons. The record is from RefSeq and is a predicted model, not a curated record.